UCUCAAACCUCACUCCCGUGACAAGCUGCAUAAAGCCAAAGAAGAUGGUUACGAUACGCAGUUUAGUUAAAGAGGUCAAAUUGAUGAACUGUUACGUUUAUGCGCAAUGGUUCAUUCUCUCUGGACUUGUUUCUGAUUUCAUAUUGACUGUUAUUGCUUUACCAAUUGUGGCUACCCAGAGCUCUUCAUUUUCCCAGCUAGGGGACAAUAAAUGGAUAGCCUGGGCUUACGAAUUGGGGAUAAACAUCCCAACCAUGUUUGCUAUUUUUUGGUUUUAUUUUCUCGAAGAAGAAACGACAUCUAGAGUUCGACAUGAGGACUUGAUGUUUCUUUGCUUAUGGCUUCUCGUCGCCACGACGAAAUGGAUAGGGUAUAGUAUUGGUUUAUUAUACUUAUCCUCAGCGAUUCUGUUUACCGCAGCUACAAUUUGUUACGGUACUGCGUACCUCCUCUGUCAAAGUCCAAGGAGGACUAGACUCAUUGGUGGAUCCGGAGUCGAGUAUAUGAUGCUUGAAGUCCCCAAUAAAGGCGGGCGGAAUGGCUGUAAUUGGACGGGCAUCCUUUGUAUAAUCGGUAUCUUCAUAGCAUUCGGUUGCAUUGGGGUUGGUGCUGGAUACGGCUUCUAUUACGCUCUAUAUGUUAAGUAAUAGAAACAAUUUACUCUGA
Annulohypoxylon maeteangense is the source of this 666-nucleotide messenger RNA. RefSeq lists its product as uncharacterized. NCBI's taxonomy places the organism in Eukaryota, Fungi, Ascomycota, Sordariomycetes, Xylariales, Hypoxylaceae. The record is from RefSeq and is a predicted model, not a curated record. The transcript is spliced from 4 exons. Bases 45 to 647 code for a protein of 200 amino acids.